AUGCUUCGCCCAACUGGGCGCCGCGCGUGGACAUGCCGCAAAUGUCUGCUGCAGCGGCUCCAGAUACGAGCUUUUGAAAGCGCCGCAGCAGCUCCCCGAUCGCAUCACCAUUACCCCCCGGCGGACAAUCAUUCUUCUAAGAAAAAUAUAGAUGAUGACACACUGCGCCGUGUUUUCGAUUCACAGCCAUUCUGGAAGGAAUUCCAACAGCAGAGGAGUUCCACGGUUUCGCGGCAGGCCGGCUUGGUCCAGAACCAAUACCUGACCAGCCCAAAUGGAUUUAGGGCCUUUGCCAAUGUAUCGCUGCAGAGAUGCCAGGCCAUCGUGAACAGAGUGCUUUCGGCUUCCACUUUGGAGGAAUACCGGGGUGUGGCACGGAACCUAGAUCGGCUCAGCGACAUUCUGUGCCGGGUCAUUGACCUUUCAGACUUCAUUCGAACGAUUCAUCCCGAUCCACGAAUUCAAGAGGCAGCGACGCAGGCAUAUGCCCUGAUGUUCGAGUAUAUGAACGUGUUAAACACCACCACAGGCCUCCACGAGCAACUCCGCGCAGCCAUUUCCAAUCCGGACGUGACAUCACACUGGACCGAGGCGGAGACAAUUGUGGCCCAGAUCUUGAUGAAGGAUUUCACCAAUUCGGCGAUCCAUAUGCCUCCGAAUGAAAGACAACGGUUCGUCAACCUCUCGAACGAUAUCAGUCAAGUUGGCUCGGAAUUUUUCAAUGGUGCCGAGACGGCCAAAUCCCAGGUUGUCUUCAAUGCGAACAGCCUCCAGGGACUAGAUCCGAUGGUGGUGCAGAAAAUAAAAAAGUGGAAUAACAAGGCGCCUGUGCCGACGAUGGGAAUUAUUCCUCGACUGGUGCUGCGGUCUGUACGAGACGAAAAUGUUCGGAAAGAAGUAUACCUCGCCACUCGAACCUCCAGCUCGCGCCAGAUCAAUCGCCUGGAAGACCUGUUGAUGAAGCGAUCAGAGCUAGCACAAGUCUCUGGCUUUAACAGCUUCGCCGACAUGACUCUGAGUGAUAAGAUGGCCAAGACACCCGAGGCGGUCUCUAAUUUCCUGACUACGCUUAUCUCAAACAACCGGGGCCCUGUCAUGGAAGAGUUGUCCCAACUGCAACAAAUGAAGGGAAGCUCUCUUCAGCCUUGGGACCACGCAUACUAUGUUCAUAAAAGGGUACUGCAGUAUACACAAGCUCGUCGGUCCCGUGAACUAAGCAUCGUUCCCGAGUUCUUCUCUCUGGGCACAGUCAUGCAGGGUCUAUCUCGGCUUUUCGAUCGUCUUUACGGUGUUCGACUCGUACCCCAGGAAACGGCUCCUGGUGAGACAUGGCACAAAGACGUUCGUCGUCUAGAUGUGGUUGAUGAGGCUCAGCAACACAUUGCAGUCGUUUACUGUGAUCUUUUCAGUCGACCAAACAAGCACCCGAACCCAGCCCACUUUACGUUGCGCUGCGCACGUGAGAUAUCAGCUGAGGAAAUUGCCGAGUGCGCAUCUAUGGAUCAGUCUGCGCACCCGAACGACGGGAUGGCAACUGCAGUAGACCCGAACACCAACACUCUACGUCAGCUUCCGACAAUCGCUCUCGUCUGCGACUUCCAAGAACCUGUCCCCAAUGGUUCAGGCUGCCCAACACUACUAAGCGAACAGAGUGUGCGCACCCUGUUCCACGAGAUGGGACACGCCGUGCACUCAAUUCUAGGCCAAACACCGCUCCAGUCUAUCUCCGGCACUCGGUGUGCGACCGACUUCGCCGAACUCCCUUCAGUCCUGAUGGAGAGUUUCGCCACAGCACCCCAGGUUCUCGCCCUCUACGCUCGGCACUGGAGAACCGGCGAGCCACUACCAAAAGAGACAAUGCGUAGCAUGGAGCGAGACCGUUACGCACAUGGACAUAUCUACGGCGCUGUCGACAACGAGGCUCAGAUCCUCAUGGCCCUCGUAGACCAGGCCUAUCACUCGAUGUCCUCCCUCGAUGCGCAGAAGGGAAUCGACACAACGGACAUCUACCACAAGGUGUUCUCCCAACACUCCAGCCUUCCAGACCCAGAUGACAUCCGGCCCCGAACCUCUUGGCAAGGCUUCUUCGGACACUUGUAUGGCUACGGUGCCACCUACUACAGCUACAUUUUCGACCGAGCCAUCGCCAACAAGAUCUGGCAGGAUGUUUUCGAGUCAGGGGAAGCCUCUGUGGAUCGGGCAGCUGGCGAGAAAUAUAAAAACGAAGUUCUUCGCUGGGGCGGUGGCCGCAGUGGUUGGGAAUGUGUUGCUGGUGUUCUGGGCCCAGAUAAUCCUUCCAAUGCAAAUGGUCGAUUGGUGGAGGGAGAGGACUCGGCUAUGAGGGAAGUUGGGAAAUGGGGCCUGGGUCGAGAUGGAGUGUCUGGUUAG
This is a messenger RNA of Penicillium taxi, 2388 nucleotides long. Its product is annotated as mitochondrial intermediate peptidase. The record is from RefSeq and is a predicted model, not a curated record. The coding region runs from base 1 to 2388 and encodes 795 amino acids. Gene Ontology annotation, cellular component: mitochondrion. The transcript has a single exon. Gene Ontology annotation, biological process: peptide metabolic process. Lineage: Eukaryota; Fungi; Ascomycota; Eurotiomycetes; Eurotiales; Aspergillaceae. Gene Ontology annotation, molecular function: metalloendopeptidase activity.